AUGGCAACUAUAACUCAUCAUGAUGAAAGUCUUGUAGAAAGAAAUGAAAUCUUUUAUUCGAAUACAAAUAUGAUUGAUAUUGAACCAUUUUAUAAGAAUUUUACAAUGAUUCAAAAUGUUUUACAAAAUCAUGAUCAAGAAAAACAAUUAAAUAACCCUCCUAUUCAUUCAACCGAUUAUACAUAUCGAGCUAAUCGUAUUCAAAUAGAACAUUCUUCAUCUGAUCAUAAUCAUUCGAAUGAACUAAUUAAUAGAAAUCAUCAAGAUUUAUCAAAAAUCAUGAAUAGAUCUAUAUAUAAUUUAACAAAAAUUGUUGAAGAUAUUGGUUAUAAUCCUAAAUUACCGUGUAUACGUUCUUCUCUAAAUACUAAUAAUAAUACAUUUUCAAAUACAAUAUUAAAGUUCGGUGAAUCGCAGGAAUCAUCUGUUAAUACAUGGCGUUCACAAAUAGAGAAACAACAUUUUUCAAGAUGGCACGCUGAAAAAUAUCAAUGUUCUGCAUCGAUGAUUCCAUAUAAACCAAUAAUUGAUAUGAAUGAAAAAGCGAUAGAAAAAUCAGAUGAUAAUCAAUCAAAUAUAAUACAUCAUCCAUCUGUUUCAAUAAAUUUAAUACCUAAACAAAUCGAUGAAAAAUUUUUAAAAAAUCAAAUUGAACAAAUCUAUGGUAUCGAUGAUAUUGAUACAUCAAGUUCAAUAUUAAGUCGAAGUUCAUCAAUUAAUGAAAUAAAUUCUUCUUCUGAUCAAAUUCUAUCAUCAUCACCAUUAACAUUAAAAACAAUUGGUAAUUCAAAAUGUAAACAACAAAUUACUAUUCGUGAAUAUUAUCCACCAAAAGAAAUACCUUCAUCUAUGGCUUAUCGAUCAUUAUCAUCAUUAUCAUCUCAACAAACAAAUAUUGAUAAUGAAUAUGAACAAUUUAUUCAUAAUCAUUCAGAAUUAAAUAAUGAUCCAAAUCCAGAAAUUAUUAAAAAAUCAAAUCCAGAUCAUGUAACUUAUAAACAAAAUAUUUCUGUUCGUUAUCUUAUUCCACCAACACCUCCUCCAUCUGGACCAGUGAUUAUCCGAGAAAUCAUUCCUCCACGUCCACCAUCACCUUCACCAUUAAUCAUCAACCAUCAAGAUGUAGAACCUAUUACACCAUCUCCGUGUAUUUUUCGUGAAGCUCCACCAUCACCACCACCUCAUGAAGAAACUAAAAUUAUAACUAAAGUUCUACCUCAAGAACCUCCAUUAUUACCACGUAUGAUUUUUGAACAUAAUGCUUCGCUACCGCCAAAACCUCAAUCAAUUAUUAUUGAAAAAUGGCUACCAUAUGAACCACCUCCGCCACGAGAAAUUAUUUAUGAACGUAUAAUUCAAGCUCCUGUAGUUUCAGAAUUUCAACCAGGUGGUUUAACUAUUGAUCGACAAUGUUAUCAUUCCGUUGAUCUUCAUUCAUCAUCAUCAUCUCGUUUACUUAAUACAUUUCACAAUGAACAACAAACUUCUUCUAAUAAUAUAGAAAAUCAAAAAUUUUCAAUAUUUGAUCAGUUUGCAUGGUUAACACAACAACAAUUAGAAGCAAUCGAACAUCAAACUUUAGAACAAAUACAAACUCAUCAACAAUGGAUAUCUGAUCAGCAACAACAAAAACAUAUGAAUAUGUUUAUACAUACUCCAUUACAAUUAACAACACCAAUGCUUAUUGUUAAUCAUCCACCAGUUACAAGAAUAAUAAAUGCAUAUACACAAAGAGACGAUGUUCAACAACAACAACAACAACAGUUUUUUUAUAGACCAAUAUUUAUGUAUCCUUCUUAUAGAUAA
Messenger RNA from Rotaria sordida, 1806 nucleotides. The record is from the annotation of a GenBank genome assembly. Lineage: Eukaryota; Metazoa; Rotifera; Eurotatoria; Philodinida; Philodinidae.